Messenger RNA from Hipposideros armiger (great roundleaf bat), 2011 nucleotides. RefSeq names its product tetratricopeptide repeat domain 32 (gene TTC32). The record is from RefSeq and is a predicted model, not a curated record. Lineage: Eukaryota; Metazoa; Chordata; Mammalia; Chiroptera; Hipposideridae. The transcript has 3 exons. Bases 1176 to 1613 code for a protein of 145 amino acids. Gene Ontology annotation, molecular function: protein binding.
UUAGUGUCCAGCUUCAUUCUUUUGCAUGUGGGUAUCCAGUUUUCCCAGCACCAUGCAUUGAGAAGACUUUGUGACACGUUGUUUUGAUUACUGUAGCUUUGUAGUAAGCUUUGACAUCAGGAAGCAUGAGUUCUUCAAUUUUGUUCUUUUUCAAGAUUGUUUUGGCUAUUUGGGAUUCCUUGAAAUUCCAUGUGAAUUUUAAAAUGGAUUUUCCUAUUUCUGUAAAAAUGUCACUGGGGUUUUGAGGGAUUCCAUUUAAUCUGAAGACCGCUUUAGGUAGUAUCAACAUCUUAAUAAUAUUGUUUUACAAUCCAUGAACAUGGGAUGUCCAUUUGUCUUUACUUUCAGGAACGUUUUAUAAUUUUCAUUAUACAAGUCUUUCACCUCCUAGGUUAGUGAAUUCCUAAAUAUUUUAUUCUUUUUGAUGCUAUUGUAAAUGGAAUUUUCUUAAUCUCCUCGCACUAUUGCUCAUUUUACAUAAUUUUUCCUAGAAUGAAACGUAUUUAAAUCGCUAUCUGGGUUUCCCUUUGGCAUAGCAGCCAGGGAAUGUAAAGUAACAUCAUGGACCACACACUGUCAACACAGAAGGCUAACUAAUCCUUACACUAUUCCAGAGGUUCAAAAAGGUUGAGAAACUUGCAGUCGAGGGUCUUGGACUGCGGACCGUGGGACAACGAAACUCAUGGUAACCACCGCCUACUCACAACAUCCUCUGAGGGGUGUCCUGCUAAACGAUGGAGGCUGGAACCCGUGGGUUGCUACAAUAGACUCACGGCCAGUAAGCCCUUCAUAAAACAAAGUGUUUUCCGCUUCGGCUGUCAGUCCCCCACCCCCCUCCCUGUAACAAAGGGCAAGCUCCUCGCAACGUGAGGCCACGGAUGUGGAGUCCAGUUUGGCCGACCCCUUCCCCGGGAAACGCGGCGAGCGGGGCCGGCAGUCACCACCACGGAGCCGCACUUCGCCCGACUCUGCCCAAGCUUCCCAGGCAGCCUGAGCUCCGCCGGCAACGUUUCAUGGGUCUCGCGAGACGACGGGUCCUUAUAAGGCCCGCACUUCCCCGUUUGUGAACGCAGCACUUUAGCUGUCAAGUUCAAUUCCAGGGCGCGGAAGCGGCCUUGGGGCGCCGCCUCAGAAACUAGCCCCGUUAGCCCCCGAAAGCCAGGCCUCCAGCGGCCAUGCAAGGCCAACAGGCGCAAGAAACCCAGACCACCCUCGCCCUCGCCCAGGCGCACUUCAACAAGGGCGACUACCCGGGGGCCGAGGCGCUGUAUUCCGCCUACAUUCGCCAGUGCGCCUGUGCGGGCCCCUCCGGAGCAGCUGCCGGGAGCCCUGAGGAUUUGGCUACCGCGUACAACAACAGGGGGCAAAUCAAGUACUUCAGGGUUGAUUUUUAUGAAGCCAUCGAUGACUACACAUCUGCCAUAGAAGUCCAACCCAAUUUCGAAGUCCCAUACUACAACAGAGGGUUGAUACUGUAUAGGCUGGGACACUUUGAUGAUGCUUUGGAAGAUUUCAAGAAAGUAUUAGACUUAAAUCCUGGAUUUCAAGAUGCUACUUUGAGCUUAAAACAGACUAUGCUAGACAAAGAAGAAAAACAAAGAAGAAAUUACUGAAAACAAUUAUAGAAAAUUUCAACUUAAUUGAAACAUUAAUGCAUGAUCCCUACACCUGGCAUCUCAUUGUCUCUAAAGUAGGUGCUGAGCUAUUUUGAUUUAUAUUGAAGAUAAAGGCAUUCAUGCAUUAACACUGAAAGUUAAAUAAUAUACCAGGGGUACUAAAAAAAUGUAUACACAUGACUUGUAUUCAUCUUUUGUUAUCGGUAUAUAUUAUUACAAUUUUAAUACAGCUCUUUUCUUAAAAUGUAUGUACAUUUUUUUUUUGGCACCCUCUGUAUUUAAUUAAGGUAGUUAAUUUCAGGUGCACUAUUUAUGUUGAAUAGGUAUGCUUUUUAUAAAGUGUAAAUAAAUAAUAAUUGUAAUUAUAUAUUAUUACAGUAAAAUAUUUAAAGAAA